Penaeus vannamei (Pacific white shrimp) is the source of this 1458-nucleotide messenger RNA. NCBI's taxonomy places the organism in Eukaryota, Metazoa, Arthropoda, Malacostraca, Decapoda, Penaeidae. The record is from RefSeq and is a predicted model, not a curated record.
AUGCGGCUCGUGUUUGUUCAGGGCGCGAGUGUGCUGGUGGACUUCUGCGGGCGCGGCUGGGAGGCCAACCCGCCCGACGACAGCCACUGCCUGGCGCGGGCGCCCUGGGCCCGCCCCGGGGGCGCCGGACCGUGGCUGGGCUCGGGGCCGCUGCAGCUGGGCGGCCUCGCACACGCGCGCCCACGCCCCGAGGACCACGGAUGGACGCAGACGCCCACGGCGACGCCCCUGGACGGCUGCAUCUCGCACCUGAGGAUCGACGGUCAGCCAUGCCAGCAGCUCGGGCGGCUGCGCGCCCAGGACGCGGCGUGCCCCGGCGGCGUGGGCGGGUGCGGGCAUCGCGGGCGCUGCGUGGGCGGCCUGGUGAGCCCAGAGUGCGAGUGCGAGCCCGGCUGGACGGCGCCGGGCUGCACCAUGCCCACCGUGCCCGCCUCGCUCGGCCCGGCGUCGUACAUGAAGGUGGCGCUGUCGUUCGCCGCCGCAGGGAGGGGCGUGCGCGUGCAGGUGCGCGUGCGCACGCGCGGGGCACGUGACGGACUCCUGCUGCACCUCGCCGCCAGGCACCGCCGAGCUGCGCUCUCACUCCACACACUCGGCUUUCGCCUCGCAGCCAAACUCGCUAACGCCCAUUCUCGCUUGCUUGCAGCUGCGGGCGGGCGUCGCCUGCGCCUCGGUGUCGGGGGUCGGCUGGGCGGCGACAACGGCGUGCGUGGAGGCACGCCGCUCGGUGACGGCGCCUGGCAUACCCUGCGGGCGGAGCGCCACGGCCACAACCUCGUCGUCAGCGUCGACGACGGCGACGCCUGGAGGAGGAACGAGUCGCUCGUCAGCCUCGGAAAAGACGCCGCCAAGGGAGUGUCCGAGCAGGCCAAGGGCGAGCCGCCGGCGCCGCUGGUGGUGGACAAGCACGACGGCGUCACGCUGGGCGGCCUGCCCGAGUUCAUGGGCGUCAACCUCGUCAGCGUCCACGAGGAUCUGCAGGAUGCCUGCGUCGAUGACCUCCGCGUGUCAGGCCACCACAUGCCCAUUCCGCCAGAGGUCAACGGCACCAGCUGGGGUCAAGUCACCACCUUAGAAGGGAUGGAGCAAGGCUGCCACGUGCCAGAUGGAUGCGUCAACACCACCUGCAAUUCUCCUCUCACCUGUCACUCCACCUGGAGCCAGACCGGCUGCAGCUGCGGCCCGGGCAGGCACCUCGUGGGCCGCACCUGCGAGGACGUGGACGAGUGCGCGUGGAGCCCCUGCCUGCACGGGGGAACCUGCUACAACCUGCGGCCCGGCUUCCUGUGCGAGUGCGGCCCGGCCCACCUGGGGACGUACUGCCAGUGGACCAGAAUCCCCUCCAGCGGCCACCCCUUGGCGGCCCCCGCGGCCAUCGCCGCCCUCACGCUCUCGCUGCUCGCCCUAGGUCAGACACCGAAGCAGACGCUGUGCUCAUUAUGGCCUCCAGUCUGGUAG